CCUAGGCACAUUUCGUCCAAUCAGAGGCACCGUUACACGAGUUUCUCGCGCAAAGUGAACCGGAAAGGGGGUUCUUAUGUUUUCUUCUAAGCAUUAUUGAAUAGCGAGAGAUUUAUACUGGUUGGGAAGUGGAUUGGCCGUCAGAAUGGGUGAGCCGCAGCAGGUCAGCGCCCUUCCGCUUCCACCGAUGCAGUACGUCAAAGAAUACACAGAUGAAAAUGUACGUAAAGGACUGGCCCCUAAACCACCUCCUCCCAUUCGGGAUAAUUACAUCAUGUUUGGCAAUCCGUUCCAGUGUGAUGACCUCGUCAUCCGGCCUCUGGAGAGCCAGGGCAUUGAAAGACUGCACCCGAUGCAAUUUGACCACAAGCGAGAGCUGAAGAAGCUUAAUAUGUCCAUCCUAAUUAACUUCCUGGACCUGCUGGACAUCCUGAUCAAAAGUCCAGGCAGCAUUAAGCGGGAAGAAAAACUGGAGGACCUGAAACUUUUAUUUGUCCACAUGCACCAUCUGAUUAACGAGUAUCGGCCUCAUCAGGCCCGUGAAACUCUGCGAGUGAUGAUGGAGGUACAGAAGAGGCAGAGAUUGGAGACAGCUGAGCGCUUCCAGAAACACUUGGAACGUGUCAUAGAGAUGAUCCAUGGCUGCCUUGCCUCACUGCCUGAUGACUUGCCCCAACCUGACACCUCUAGCAAGGCUGGGGCGGUGGUUCCAGGUUCAGGGGUUGAUGUUAGACUGAAAACUGAGCCAAUGGAUGUGGAGGAGGCUGGGGUUAGCUGCAUGGCAGGACAAACAGACAAAAAUGUACCGGCUACCGCAAAGGAAAAAGUAUGGGAUAAAGAUGCUAUAAUGUGCAGUAUCAUCGAUGAAAUGACGUAAAACUCAUUGCAUAGUUUCCUUUUUUGUUUUGCUCUGGGGUAAACAUCGGAUUGGAAAAAUAUAUUCCAGCACGGACACUAGCAGUCAUUCAAGCUUAGGAGGGGAACUGUUUUUCUCAAUAAAUGACCUUUGAAAUUCUGUACACAAUAAAAAAAAAAAAACCAACAAAGAAAAUAAGGUAUUUUUGCACCUUGCUUACAUCUUCUAUGCCUCUCCUUGUUUGUGGAAAUGGUCAGGUUCUUGUUUCUAAUAAAAGCUGUGUUUUACUAA
Messenger RNA from Silurus meridionalis, 1147 nucleotides. RefSeq names its product mediator complex subunit 7 (gene med7). The record is from RefSeq and is a predicted model, not a curated record. Gene Ontology annotation, cellular component: mediator complex. Gene Ontology annotation, biological process: regulation of transcription by RNA polymerase II. Lineage: Eukaryota; Metazoa; Chordata; Actinopteri; Siluriformes; Siluridae. Gene Ontology annotation, molecular function: transcription coregulator activity. The coding region runs from base 146 to 877 and encodes 243 amino acids. The transcript has 2 exons.